This is a messenger RNA of Heterocephalus glaber (naked mole-rat), 1845 nucleotides long. The record is from RefSeq and is a predicted model, not a curated record. Lineage: Eukaryota; Metazoa; Chordata; Mammalia; Rodentia; Bathyergidae.
UCUCUGUGUCUAGCAGGACACAUAUCCUCACCACCGGUGGUGGACACGGUGCAUGGCAAAGUCCUUGGAAAGUAUAUUAGCUUGGAAGGAGUCACACAGCCUGUAGCAGUUUUCCUGGGAGUCCCUUUUGCCAAGCCCCCUCUUGGAUCCCUGAGGUUUGCUCCUCCAGGGCCACUAGAGCCAUGAAACUAUGUGAAGAACACCACCUCUUACCCUCCCAUGUGCUCCCAAGACCCAGUGGAAGGGCAGCAAAUGUCAGAGCUCUUCAGCAACCAAAAGAACAUUCCUCUCACAUAUUCUGAAAAUUGCUUGUACCUAAAUAUUUACACUCCUGCUGACUUGACAAAGAAAAGCAAGCUGCUGGUGAUGGUGUGGAUCCACGGAGGAGGGCUGGUGCUGGGUGGGGCAUCAAUUUAUGAUGGACUGGCCCUCUCUGCCCUUGAGAAUGUGGUGGUGGUGACCAUUCAAUAUGGCCUGGGUAUCUGGGGAUUCUUCAGCACGGGGGAUGAACACAGCCGAGGGAACUGGGGUCACUUGGACCAGGUGGCUGCACUGCGCUGGGUCCAGGAAAACAUUGCCAACUUUGUAGGGAAUCCAGGCCCUGUGACCAUUUUUGGAGAGUCAGCAGGAGGUAUUAGUGUCUCUGUUCUUGUGUUAUCUCCCCUGGCCAAGAACCUCUUCCAUAGGCCCAUUUCUGAGAGUGAUGUGGUCACCACUAUUAGUGAAUUGACCAGAAUGGACAUCAAGCCCUUCGCUGAGCAUAUUGCUGUUAUUGCUGGCUGCAAAACCACAACAUCAGCCAUCAUGGUUCACUGCCUGCACCAGAAGACAGAGGAUGAGCUCUUGGAAACCACACUGAAAUUGAAACUCAUUAGUCUGGAUUUUCAUGGUGACCCUAGAGAGAGCCAUUCCCUCAAACCCACUGUGCUUGAUGGAGUGCUGCUACCAAAAACAACUCCAGAGAUUCUGGCAGAAAAGAAUUUCAACACUGUCCCCUACAUCGUGGGAAUCAAUAAGCAAGAGUUUGCCUGGGUCCUUCAAAUGCAGAUGAUAGGCUAUCCACUUUCUGAAGGUAAGAUGAACAAGAAGACAGCUGCAUCACUCUUGUGGAAGUCCUAUCCCAUUGUUAACAUCCCUGAGGAGCUGAUUCCAGUCGCCACUGAGAAGUAUUUAGGAGGGACAGACAACCCGGUCAAAAAGCAAGACUUGUUCCUGAACUUGAUGGGGGACUUGAUAUUUGGUGUCCCAUCUGUCACUGUGGCCCGUGGCCACAGAGAUGCCGGAGCCCCUACCUACAUGUAUGAGUUCCAGUAUAGCCCAAGCUUCUUAUCAGCCAUGAAACCCAAGAUGGUGGUAGGAGACCAUGGGGAUGAGCUCUCCUCAGUAUUUGGUGCCCCAAUAUUAAAAGGUAGUUCCUCUAAGGAGGAGAUCAAUCUCAGCAAGAUGAUGAUGAAAUUCUGGGCCAACUUUGCACGUAACGGGAACCCCAAUGGUGAGGGCUUGCCUCAUUGGCCAGUAUAUGACCAGGAGGAAGGAUAUCUGCAGAUUGGUGCUACCACCCAGGCAUCCCAGAGGCUGAAAGACAAAGAAGUGGCUUUCUGGACUGAGCUCAGGACCAAGGGUGGCAAGAAGAAGCCACUGCAGAGGGAACACAGUGAUCUCUGAAUGAGAAGUGCAGCCAGCCCUGGGAGGCUGAAGCAGCCAACACAUGCAUGUUGUACAGUAGGUGUUUGUCCACCAAAAAGGCACUGGGUUGUGGAGACUAGAGAACUGUGGAAGUGGGCAGAUUCCAGGGAGGGAGAAUAUUAGUACUUAUGGUCUCAAUUUGGGGAAUAAAUGAUCUUU